CUCAGCGGUAGACCCACCAACAGCUCAAGCUCCAGUCUCUCCCUUUACGAUGUCUACGUCUGGAUCUAUCACCACGUGCGGCUCAACUUCCCUUGCCGGUCUGCUCACGAACCAGUACAUCACCCAGUGCGCGACGGACUCUGGCUACUCGUUCACGGCAGCCUCCGUCCCUACUCAGGAUGUCAUCGACCUCAUGUGUGCAUCCUCGGCUUGUCGUGGUCUGCUGGCCGACGCACAGGCCUUGGACCUGCCCGAAUGCAUCCUGCCCGUGGGCGACAACAUCCGCCUCCGUGCCGACCUGAUCGACUAUGUGCCUGCUCGCUGUCCGUCGGUUGCGGGCAGCGCUGCCACCGGAUCUGCUGCCACCACCACGGGCAGCGCAGCCACGGCCAGCUCUACGGCCGGUAACAACACGGCCAGCUCCGCCGACACCAUCACGGCGCCGUCUACGGCCUCGUCCACGACGUCUGAUGAGACGAGUAGUACCGCGACCAGCGCGGAGUCGUCAGGAUCUGCGGCCUCCGCUUCGGCCUCGGCCUCAGCUGCGUCCGCGUCGUCUGGAUCUAGUGCUGCUGCGUCGCCCGUUGGCCGGGCGCUGAGUGUCGUGUCCCUCGGUGCUCUUGCAGUCGUCUCGUACUUCUUGUAGACGAUCGGGGAAUUUGCUUCUCGCCUCUGAAGUAGCAACACCUUUUUGAUGACCAAAUACAUGUUAACCGAACAUGU
Molecule: messenger RNA, 723 nt
Organism: Phytophthora infestans T30-4
Lineage: Eukaryota; Oomycota; Peronosporomycetes; Peronosporales; Peronosporaceae
Product: elicitin-like protein
Exons: 1
Coding region: 50-646 (198 amino acids)
Cellular component (GO): extracellular region
Source: RefSeq, a predicted model, not a curated record